Molecule: messenger RNA, 684 nt
Organism: Colletotrichum aenigma
Lineage: Eukaryota; Fungi; Ascomycota; Sordariomycetes; Glomerellales; Glomerellaceae
Exons: 2
Coding region: 1-684 (227 amino acids)
Source: RefSeq, a predicted model, not a curated record
AUGGACGACGGAAUGGAUGAUACGGACUUUCGCUUCUUUGACACUGACACGGAGCCCGGCACGCGGGCCAGAAAAGCGGCCGUGCCGAGAGAGACCGGCGGCGAUGACGACUUUGAGUGUUGUUUAAGACCACCAUCUGCUCUAGAUCUUGAUUCGGGAGAUGUGGAAGCGUGGCACCCCUAUAUUCGGGAACGCUUAGAUCAGCUCGAGGACAUCAUCCGUCAUUUCCGGAUCCUCUCGGAGCAGCAAAGAACUACCAACGAACUCACAAAUACUAUCCGACUGUCUCUUCACGAGAGCCUCGUCAUGCGAGUGCACUCGGCGGGCGCAGAGUUGAAUUUUGCCUUGGGACAAACCGAUGAAAAUAGAUAUAACUUCCCAAUGAUGGACAAAGCCAACUCAGAGGCCCUGACAACAUGGCGUACGCAGUGGCAGAAGCGCAGGGCGCUACGUGGGUUAGUCAAGGAAGCCUCAAAAGCCCUCAGCGAUUGUUACAGAAGUUUGUCAACCGAGAUUGAUGCCGGAUUGAACUCGAUUGUUGAGUUGGACAUGCCCGCGAGGCUGGAGUCCGCCCGUCAGAAGCUGGAACAAGCCAUCAGUUCACAGGGAAGCAGGAGGGUCAGAUUCCCUCCACGCGUGCGACGUGAAAACUCAGAUAGGCGCCAGAAAGGAGAGACAUCAUAG